Dentiscutata heterogama is the source of this 219-nucleotide messenger RNA. The record is from the annotation of a GenBank genome assembly. Lineage: Eukaryota; Fungi; Glomeromycota; Glomeromycetes; Diversisporales; Gigasporaceae.
AUGGCAAAUGCAUUAAGUAAUCAAUAUCCCAUUAUUUUAAUUCCAAGUGACAAUAUUCAAGCUGUGGAUUUUCAAAAAAAUAUCCACAAGGAUCAACAAGGAAACUCAUCACAAAUUGAUAACUCCGAGGAUGAAAUUAUUGAUGAUAAUAGUGAAUCAUCGAAAGUUAAUGAACAACUAUCUGAAAUUCAAGUAGAAACUAUUGAUCAACAGAUAUAA